Molecule: messenger RNA, 1713 nt
Organism: Hibiscus syriacus
Lineage: Eukaryota; Viridiplantae; Streptophyta; Magnoliopsida; Malvales; Malvaceae
Product: probable WRKY transcription factor 14
Exons: 3
Coding region: 39-1373 (444 amino acids)
Biological process (GO): regulation of DNA-templated transcription
Cellular component (GO): nucleus
Molecular function (GO): DNA-binding transcription factor activity; transcription cis-regulatory region binding
Source: RefSeq, a predicted model, not a curated record
AGAAUCAGCUUGUUUAUUUCCUAUAUGUUUCUUUACAGAUGGAGAACUACAGAGGAGAAGGUGAUUUAAACGACAUAGUUCGGGCAAGUGGUGGUGAUCCGUUGAGCUGCACCACUGGUCAAGGCUCCGACACGUUUCCUACUUCAAGCUGGCAGCAAUUCCCCUCCGAAUCCGAUCCAUUGAACUUUCAAUCUUCAGCCACGGAAGGUCAUGUUUUAAACGCUUUCGGUGACCCUUUCUCCAGUAUCAGAGAUCCACUUCUUCAUGAGCUUAGUUCGACAUACUUUAAGAGCCCUAAUUCGGCUUAUCAUCAUAAUCGUAAAAUCAAUACCAGCUGCUCCCCCAUCGUUGAAGAUACGUCGAGCUUUCCCGGUUCAGCGACAAUCGUGGGUCAAAGUAAGAUGUUUGAAGAAGAUACGCGGAGUCCUUGCAACAUAUUUCCUCGGAUUCAGAUCUCCCCGAUAAGCUUAAGUAAGCUACCUGUAUCGCCCUGUGAUUCGCCGAUUAUGGCUGCUACUGGUGUUUCCCCGAGGGGAAUUAAGGUGCCUGCUGUGCUCCCAAGCGACAUGAUUAGUGCAAAAACCACCUCGAAAAGUUGCUUAAUUGAUAAUACUGGCCCAGUGCAGAUCUCUUCUCCGCGGAAUCUGGGUAUCAAGAGAAGGUUAGGAAAGAGCCAGGCCAAAAAGGUGGUUUGUAUUCCAGCACCAGCAUCUGCGAACAGCAGGUCUAGUGGAGAAGUAGUUCCUUCGGAUCUGUGGGCAUGGAGAAAAUAUGGGCAGAAACCCAUCAAAGGUUCCCCUUAUCCAAGGGGCUACUACAGAUGCAGCAGUUCCAAAGGCUGUUCUGCAAGGAAGCAAGUGGAGCGAAGCCGAACUAAUCCCAACAUGCUUGUUAUCACCUAUACAUCAGAGCACAAUCAUCCAUGGCCAAUUCAAAGGAAUGCUCUAGCGGGAUCAACAAGAUCUCAGCCAUCCAAAACCUCUUCUGCUUCCAAGAUAAACCCCAAUGAAGAAGAGCUUAAAGAGAGCAGCAACGAUGAACUGUCUCCCACUAAUGCAGCGGCUGUCAGCUCAACCGCAAGUGCAUCAGCUAAAGAAGAGAGCGAUGACAUGGAGAAGCAUCCGGAACCAGACGAUGCUGAAUUUGGCGAUCAAGGAAUUCCUCAAACCUAUAUACCACCAGUAUCAAUGCCAACAGACUCACAGCAAGCCGAGGAUUUCUUAGCUGAAUUGGAUGAGAUAGAGACAGACCCUCUUAACCUAUUGUUUCCACAAGGAUUCAGUGGUGCUGAUCAAGACGAGCAGAAAGAAACGAAAACAAUGGAUCCUUUUGGUCUGUUCGAUUGGCCAGGGAACAACAAUGCUUCUUUCUAAAACAAAACCCCAAAAGGGUUUAUAGCAAUACCUUGAGUUUGAAGCUAACACAGAUACAUAUAAAAGUGUUUCAGAGUUGGCUUAAUUCAGAUUCAAGGUCAUGCUAUAAAACCUGGUUUUACCAUGGAGUGUUAUUUACCUUCUGAUUCAAGGUCAUGCUAUAAAACCUGGUUUUACCAUGGAGUGUUAUUUACCUUCUGAUCUUAGCUCCAUGGUUCUUUUUUUGGGGGGGUCAUAUUUUUGUUGCUAUUUACUAGAAUAGUACGGAGACUUGGGGGGGCGGGGGAAGAGAUGUGGAGUCCCACAUUCCUUUUGGAUGGGACAGAAAGCAGAAGAACAG